Mercenaria mercenaria is the source of this 4298-nucleotide messenger RNA. RefSeq lists its product as uncharacterized. Gene Ontology annotation, molecular function: GTPase activity; GTP binding. Lineage: Eukaryota; Metazoa; Mollusca; Bivalvia; Venerida; Veneridae. Bases 95 to 1528 code for a protein of 477 amino acids. The record is from RefSeq and is a predicted model, not a curated record. The transcript is spliced from 13 exons.
GAAAAAAGUAAACAGCAAAUAUCAACCAAUACGAAGCAAAAGCAACUGAUUUUUUAAAUUUGGAUCUUGAUAAACAAUGCCUAACCAUUAAGAAAUGGGAAGCGGAGUCAGCACCCCAAAGACACCAGGUGGGUCAUCCUUGCCACCAGAGUUACCUAGUCUUAAAAUUGCUUUAGUUGGGGAUCCAGGAGUCGGGAAGACAAGCAUUUUGCUGCGUUACCUCAGGAACCAGUUCAGUCCAUUAUAUAUACCAACAAAGAAAGUUGCUAUUGAGAAUGUUGUACGGAAGUUAAAUGUCCCAGCUAACACUGUGGUGUCUCUAACAUUCUGGGAUAUUCCUGGUAGAGAGGAUAUGGAUUUACACAAAUCUUACUUCAGGAACCUAGAUGCUGCUAUAGUGGUUGUUGACCUAACCAACAAAGCUACUGUAGACAUGGCAAAUGUGUGGAAACAGAUAGUUCUCAACAAACUGACAAAGCUGGUUCCUACAGAGAACAGUAAGAAUGGGGAACCGAUGCAAGAGGUACCAGUGAGUCCUGUCAACUUUCCAGUACUUCUGCUUGGCAAUAAAUUUGAUAUUAUAGAAGAAGAGAUUUACCAUGACCUUGCUAAAAGACAGGUGUCGGUGAGUAUGGAUGUAAAUGGUGAGGUGGAACUGAAACACGGUGCGGUCGACAACCUUGAGACUGUUGCCGAGGAACAUAACUUUAUAGGAAGUGUGGCAGUGUCAUCUAAGCAAUCAGACAGUUCCGUUACCAUGGCAAUACAGUCGUUGGUAAGAAAUAUUCUGGAGAAACGUAACAUCCCACGCAAAUGGAGAGCAGUACCAGAGAAACCGAAACCUCCUAAGAAAGACAGGCCAUUUAUCUAUGACAAGCUGGAAAAAACAGACAUCGAGAAGGUGUUCAAAAUGUACCAGUACAAUAAGUUGGAAGUGACAGGAGAUGAAAAGCAAGAUGAGAUUAUAGAUAAAGCUGAUGCUGUCGUGAAGGAAACAGUUGUGUUACGUCACUACCAUACAGUAUCACUGGCCAGGUUCCAACAUGAAUGUAGAAAGGGUGGCAUUGUUGCUGAGGAUGAACCCAGUCUUGAGGACUGUAUUUUUGGCAUGAAAACUUCUGCUAGAAAAGGCACUAAUAUAAAGAUUGUUGAAGAUGAAAAUUUCGUCAAAAUUAGUGUCAGUUUCGACAGCAACAAGGAAAUUAAACAGACAAAACCAUGGAAACGGGCAUACAGGAUAUUUCACAAUGAAUAUGUUGCUGUAUCCAAGUCCAUUGCAAAGGAGGGUCCAAAGGUCUAUACUGCAUUAGAGAAGUAUGACAUUGCCAUGGAAAAGAUGCUUCAAGACUAUACUGAACAAUUGGAAUCGACCAAUGAGAGUAGAGGUAACAACAAGGAGCUGGUGGCAGUAACCAAUAAGAUUGUCCGUAACAGAGCCAAGAUACAGCAUUCCAUGGAUGAGAUUCAACAGGCAAUGAAGGAUGUAGAUUUAGCUGCAAAGAAAAUGUCCAGUGUUGAUCUCUGGUAAUACUCCUAGAAUCUUCCAGGGCAUUUAAAGUCUGUUACGCAUACUGUGGAGUGUUUUUCAACACUUAAAUUGUCAGAAAACAUUGUUGCAUUUAGACAGUUCAUAUCCAGUCAAAAAAAGAUGAUCAAAUUAUUUUUUUAUUGGUAACUUUCUGAGUUCAAUUUGUACACAGCAGUCGAAAGCAAUGGCAUUGUAUUUCGGAACACUGCAUUUAGUAUCAAUUUUGACAUUUGUAUCAUUAACUGGUAACAAAGUUUGAGGCAUGUCUGUUAAUAUUUUCAUAGCUUCUUUCUUUCAAACUAUGUUAUGUCCAUGUUUCUGACUAAUUAUUGUGGUGCAUUUACAGUCAAAUUACUACAUUUCAGCCCAAUCUUGUCAAGUUAGGCCUAAAACAAUGUAUUGUUUGUUUCCAAAAACAUGAUCAAAAUGGAAGAUUAGCAAAAAGAAAAUGGUAAAAAUUACUUGAAUAUGACCCAAAAUACAAAAUAAAUCCAUCUAGGUUCUGCACAGUGAAAACUACCCAGUGUCAGUUGUGUACUUGGGAACAAACAAAUCUUAUUGUAUGCCUUAGUGUUUAUAAUGCCCGAUUUGAUCUUGAAACCCUGCAGAACUUUCAGGCUUCAAUUAAUUCAGGGAUAAAGUAGAAUUUUGUAACUUUAUUCAGUAUAAUUCUUUAAGAUUGUUCUGCAUGUUUGCUUAUUUUGUUUUUCUAUAAUAUAGAAUUUGAUUAAACACUGAAUGUUCAAAACUUCAGGAUAUACUAAGAAAAUUCGGCAAAUUUUGUCGAAUAGAAUUCUUUUUACAAUGUUGAUUUAUAAUGAAACUUCACAUAGUUAUAGAUAAACAUAUGGUUUGUAAUACGGUGACAUAAAAUGUAUAUGUCCACGUGCUUGUUUUUGAGAUAUUUGCCCAUGAUUAAAGAAAUUCGCAUUUUUCAAUCUGAUUUUAAGACAUUAUUUGGGCUCAUUUAACAUGUUAAUCGUUUUUACAACAUAUUUUAUCUUGAAAAGGAUAGUAUUGUUGCUGUUUCAAUAAAUUUACUAAUGCCAUUAAUUCAUAAAAUGAUUUUUGUUUCUGUAUGCUGUGUCCAGGCUUUAUUCUAUGUUAUGCCAUUAUUUCCCAUUUUACGGUUUAUCAAACUUGCAGAACUGCCUUAAAUGGUUGAGAUUGGAUGCUUUCAUGCUUAUCUGUUGUUGUUUAAUUUGCAUUUUUAAAGAAAUUUAAUACACUGGACACUCCUCUUCAAGUGCAAUGCAUGUGUCUGGAUUUAGGAUAUUCCCAAAGAAACAAAAAACUGAAGAAAAAAAACACCUGAAUACAGGCUUUGUGUUUGCAUGUUGUACUCAAUUUGUCCUCCUCUUCUGCAUAACAAAACAAAACAAUUUUUUUUUGAUUAUCUUGGAAGUUGAAAUAGCAUUUAAAUUUACAACACAAAGUCUCCAGGACAACAAAAAGUACCACAAAGAAAUAUGUUCUCAUGGCAGUGCAUAAUGCAAUAAUUAACAACAGAACUUUUAUAAUGGAAUUGCUUUAGAUGUACUAUGCAACGUUGCAUGUUUUUGAAAUAUCUGUUAACAUCUAAAAUUGUUAAAUAAGUAUUAUUGAUUGUUAAUUUUAUAUUUUAUAACAAAUAUGAUAUAUGUAUAUAGUUUUGCUAAAUUCCAGAUAUUUUACAUCGUCUUUUAACUGCAUGACAUAUGUGAUAUAUUGCAUUUCUAUAUAUUUUACAGACAACAAGAUGUUGUUAUCUCAUCUGAUUUUUUGGAAAAGAAAAUGAUGAGUUAUUAUCAUCACUUGAUUGGCGUCUGUGUCGUCAUCAGCGUUGCCUGGUUGAGUUUUAUGUUUGGGUCAGCUUUUCUCCUAAACUAUCAAAGCUAUUGCUUUAAAACUUGCGAAACUUGUUAACCAUCAAUAGCUGACUCUGUACAGCAAGAAACAUAACUCCAUUCUCCUUUUUGCAAGAAUUAUAACCCUUUUGGACUUAGGAAAUAUCAGAUUUCUUGGUUAAGUUUUAUGUUUAGGUCAGCUUUUCUCCUAAACUAGCAAAUCUUUUGCUUAAAAACUUGGAACACUUCUUCACCAUCAAAAGCUGACUCUGUACAGCAAGAAAACGUAACUCCAUCCUGCUUUCUUGCAAGAAUUAUGGCCCCUUUUGGACUUAGAAAAUCAGAUUUCUUGGUUAGAUUUUGUGUUUAGGUCAGCUUUUCUCCUAAACUAUCGAAGCUAUUGCUUUAAAACUUGGAACACUUGUUCCCCAUCAAAAGCUGACUCUGCACAGCAAGAAAAAUAACUCCAUCCUGCUUUUGCAAGAAUCAUGGCCCCUUUUGGACUUAAAAAUCAUUGGUAGGAUAAUAUUUCUAUUAUACAGAGACAAAAAAAUCAGAUGAGCAUCUGCACCUGCAAGACUUUUUACAGAUUGUUACUUUAUUUCUUUAAGUAGAGGUUAGUGUUUGUUUUUACUUUAAAUUAGCAAUUACUAACAGAUGAUUUAAAAAUAAAGUUGACAUACGUCCAGAGUUAUUUCCCUUUAAUCUGAUAGAGCUGACAUCAUUGGGAAAUCAUGCUGACUUAAAUAAUUGUUUCUCUGAAAUAACUUUUUAUAAAAAAAAACUGUUGUUAUGAUACAUUUUAUAUAUUCAUAUUAUAUUUUGCAAUUUAAUGUAUAUACAUGAAGCUGGUCUUCAAGCCCUGUGAUAACAUUUUAUGCAUUUUUCAUUUUUCCCUUGUAUUAUGUAGUAUAGAAAGUAAUAAAAAUGCUCUUGAAAACUGU